CGACUGAGCCACCCAGGCAUCCCAAAGCUGUUAUUAGAAAGAAGAAACAUGGAAAGUGGCGCAGUUCUGCUGGAAUCCAAAUCCUCACCGUUCAAUCUUCUGCAUGAAAUGCAUCAACUACGCCUUCUCGGUCACCUGUGUGAUGUGACUGUCAGUGUGGAGUACCAGGGCGUCCGCGAAGAGUUCAUGGCUCAUAAGGCGGUGCUGGCAGCCACCAGCAAGUUUUUUAAGGAGAUGUUCCUUAAUGAGAAGACUGUGGAUGGUACGAGGACUAACGUCUACCUAAAUGAAGUGCAAGUCGUUGACUUUGCCUCGUUUCUCGAGUUUGUGUACACUGCAAAGGUACAGGUAGAAGAAGAUCGGGUGCAGCGAAUGCUGGAAAUGGCUGAGAAACUAAAAUGUCUGGACUUAUCGGAAACUUGUUUUCAGUUGAAGAAACAGAUGUUAGAGUCUGUACUUCUGGAGUUGCAGAACUUCUCUGAGUCUCAGGAGGCAGAAGGGAGCAGUGGCUCCCAAGCUGCUGUUGCUCGCAACCCCAGGGCAAGUCCCCCCGGGGACAGUCCUCUCCCUAAUGGCCUCGGGGAUUCCUCAGAUCCCCUAGUGGAGACAAUCAGCAAUGGCGUGUUGCCAGAUGUGCCCCCGAGGAAGUCCAAGGAGAAGCCAGACAAGAAAAAAGAGGCAGUCAAGCCUCCCUACCCGAAAAUCAGAAGGGCCAGCGGAAGGCUGGCUGGAAGAAAGGUGUUUGUGGAAAUCCCUAAAAAGAAAUACACGAGAAGGCUGCGGGAGCAGCAGAAAAGUGCCGAGGACGACAUGGGGGACACCCGCGGCCCCCAGGACCCCGACCCGGAGGCCAUGGGAGCAGAGAUGGAGCCCGUCCCGAAACGUGAGGAGCGCGGCGUGGGGGUGGGGGUGGAGGCGGCACAGGUGCUGCCGAAAGCAGGCGGCAGGGAGGACGCAGGCCGCGGGGAGGGGGAGGACGACGACGACGAGGACGAGGAGGGCGAGAAGAGGAAGAGCAACUUCAAGUGCACUAUCUGUGAAAAAGCCUUUCUGUACGAGAAGAGCUUCCUGAAGCACAUCCGGCACCACCACGGGGUGGCCACCGAGGUGGUGCAUCGCUGCGACACGUGCGGCCAGACCUUUGCCAACCGCUGCAACCUCAAGAGCCACCAGCGCCACGUGCACAGCAGCGAGCGCCACUUCCCGUGCGAGCUGUGCGGCAAGAAGUUCAAGAGGAAGAAGGACGUCAAGCGGCACGUGGUGCAGGUGCACGAGGGCGGUGGCGAGCGGCACCAGUGCCAGCAGUGCGGAAAGGGCCUGAGCUCCAAGACGGCGCUGCGGCUGCACGAGCGGACGCACACGGGCCACAAGCCGUAUGGCUGCACCGAGUGCGAGGCCAAGUUCUCGCAGCCCUCGGCGCUGAAGACCCACAUGAGAAUUCAUACAGGGGAAAAACCUUUUGUCUGUGAUGAAUGUGGUGCAAGAUUCACUCAGAACCACAUGCUGAUUUAUCAUAAAAGGUGUCACACAGGUGAAAGACCUUUUAUGUGUGAAACAUGUGGCAAGAGUUUUGCUUCUAAGGAGUAUUUAAAACAUCACAAUAGAAUCCAUACUGGAUCCAAACCCUUUAAAUGUGAAGUUUGUUUCAGGACUUUUGCCCAGCGGAAUUCGCUCUACCAGCACAUUAAAGUCCAUACAGGGGAACGUCCUUAUUGCUGUGAUCAGUGUGGGAAGCAGUUCACCCAGCUCAACGCUCUCCAGCGUCACCAUCGCAUCCACACGGGGGAGAAGCCAUUCAUGUGUAACGCGUGCGGGCGGACAUUCACCGACAAGUCCACCCUCCGGCGGCAUACCUCGAUACAUGAUAAGAAUACUCCAUGGAAGUCUUUCCUUGUUAUUGUAGAUGGCUCACCCAAGAAUGAUGACGCGCACAAGACUGAGCAGCCGGAUGAAGAAUAUACGCCAUCCAAACUUUCAGAUAAAUUGCUGUCUUUUGCAGAAAAUGGCCAUUUUCACAACCUCGCCACAGUCCAAGGCACUGUACCCACGGUGCACGAGAACAGUUCUGCAGACACGGCCUGCAAGUCGGACGAUUGCGUGGUGUCUCAGGACACGCUGCUGGCCACCACCAUCAGUGAGCUUAGCGAGCUGACUCCGCAGACAGACCCGAUGCCCGCACAGCUUCACUCGCUGACUGACAUGGAAUGAGAGCUUAAUUACCUGCCAAGCAGAUCCUACGCUGCGUCUCCGCGUGUGUGAUUGCUGUAUGCAGGUUAAUGUCAGGGGCUAAGGCGAAGAACUAUCUGUGGGCAGAGUGAGCAAGAAUACCUUCUGCACAUUUUCCUGAAUCUCUGCUAACUUGCACGUCUUUAUCAAAGCAUUUUUAGAGCUUCCCCUUAAAAAUCCCAGUCUGCAUGAUCUCAGCUACGCUUGAUCGACAAACAAGGCAGUUAACAUGAUCUCACUGGAUCCUGGUGCAGGUUAUAUGCAUAAUGCUUGUCCUGAUGUGUAGGAAGUUUGGACAACUACGUAACUGUAGAAUACAGAGCCCUGGCCCAGCUCAUGAAGUUACUGUUAGUGAUCUUCCUGGUCUCUCAGCCUGCCUUACCCUUCUGCGUGGGUUUAGUUCUCUGAUAAUUUUAAGCUAUUUUUCUAGCAAGCUGAAAUAAAACUGGGACCAUGUAUUUUCAGCUCUUUCCUGUUGAACAGAAGCAAGUCCGUUUUGCUCUGGAGACCCUUGAGUUGUACUGAAGAAAUGGAUGGUUGCAUUCAUUCCCCUCCACCUCCUGUCUGUAGGUACUAAAAAAGGAAUGACAAAUUGAACACUUGAAAAAUGGCUUCGUAUAAUCUGUACUCAGAGCACAUUCACAGCUAGGAAGUUGGCCAUAGAAUAACUGCUGAAAUGAAGUGUGGCUGUUGGGUUUCAUUCCUAAAGUCUGAUUAGGUAAAAGCUGUCCUACCAAAGAUUCUAGCAGCAAAUGGUGUAGUAGGUUUUGCAGAGGUGUGAAAGUGAAGUAAGAGGCUUUAGAACACUUGAAACACUGUGGAGUCCUUUUAUUCACAAGUAGCAAUGAGGUGAUCUGGCAAAUCUUAGAACACAGAGUGUUAGUAUUUUUGGCUGGGUUUUCCUGACUUUGUGAUUUUCAGAAACCUAGAAUUUCUCAUUUACGUAUCAAGAGCUUGAAACAGGCAAGUAAUUCCCACACAUUUGUUUCCUUGGGAACAUGUGAGCAUAUAAGCAGAAGGGACCAAAAGCCUUGGAGUGUCUUUGAUUACGCCUUAAGAGUGGAUUGUGAAGAACCAGGAACUUUGUCUUCAGUGCUCCGCUGGCCGCCUGCUUAAAAUGAAUUUGCAGUGAAGUUAAUUCUGCUGUAUUUGCUAAGCCUGAUUCUUGGUUCCAGUGGCUUGGGUGUGUUGCCGCAUGCUAAGUGCUUUGACUCACAUGUAACCCUAAACAUAAUAAUUUAAAGAGAGAACCCCGAAGAAUUCUUUUGUUCACUAGUUGCUCUUUUUCUUACGUUUUAAUUUAUUAAACUGGCUGUGAAAACGUUCACUUUCUGAGAGGUACUUUAUCCUAAGUUCCAGGAUGAAGACAUAGUUGCACUAUGCCAGAAAGUAAUGUGGGAAGACUCUCCUGAAAUGCUUAUUUUGUUCUAACUUAUAACAUGUUAAGUAAAUACGGAAGCCACUCUAAGAUGUUUUAGAGGUGCUGAUAACAUGUUUCACACUUGCUCUUGAAGAUGGCAGUACUGAUUUUUCAAUGAUGACAGCAUAUCCUGGUUGUGUUUACAGAACAACAAAACUAUCACACAACCAUUUUACUUUUGGUAAGAGAAUGAGCCUGCCCAGCUGAUGUACUGUUUCAUGGAAUAAAGUCAUCUUAAUGAGAAGGAAUUUAAAUAAUAGAUUAUUUUGUUACCUACUGGAAGAAUUUUUGUCUUGAAUUUUUCUUUAGAAAUUCUACAAAAAAUCGUUUAAUGUGUUAAUAAAUGUUUGCUUUCUAAAAA
Molecule: messenger RNA, 4007 nt
Organism: Leptonychotes weddellii (Weddell seal)
Lineage: Eukaryota; Metazoa; Chordata; Mammalia; Carnivora; Phocidae
Source: RefSeq, a predicted model, not a curated record